AUGCAUGUGGAUGAAAUCCUUGGAAAUCAAAUAUGGUCAUUCUUUAUUGGCAGAUGUGCCCUGGAUUCUGUUUUUGUAUUCUCUAACUUUCAUCCUGGUGCUACCGUUGUAGAGAAAUCAUAUGGAGUAGUAUUUCUGCUUUGUUACGGCUAUUGUUUGGAGCUUUCUUUUUUCUUUUUCCUAAACAAGGCAGACAGUGAUUUUAAUGAUGUCUUACUCCAAAAGGUCAAGGUAUUCCUGCUCUCCUUCCCCAUACAGACGCUUCAGAUCUAUGUCAAGGUCCAGAUGUCUUACUCCAAAAGGUCAAGGUAUUCCUGCUCUCCUUCCCCAUACAGACGCUUCAGAUCUAUGUCAAGGUCCAGGUCGAUUUCAAGGAAUCGUGAUCCAAGUGUUGAGAAUCCUGGAAAUAAUUUGUACGUGACGGGGUUAUCAACCCGGGUCACGAAGAGAGAUGUCGAGAAGCAUUUCUCAACUGAGGGAAAGGUGGAAGAUGUACACCUUGUGGUUGACCCUUGGACAAGAGAUUCUCGUGGAUUUGGUUUUGUGACAAUGUCUACACUCAAAGAGGCUGAUCGUUGCAUCAAAUAUUUGGAUCGCUCCGUGCUUGAAGGUCGUGUUAUCACAGUGGAGAAGGCGAAGAGGCGGAGAGGUCGAACACCUACUCCAGGAAGGUACCUUGGGUUGAGAACAAUCAGUGGUAAGAUAUCUGGUUUGUUAGUUGUGGUUGGGCCCAAGGUCAUAUUUGGUUAUGAAGAUUUGUAUUUUAGUCUUUAA
Molecule: messenger RNA, 774 nt
Organism: Ilex paraguariensis (yerba mate)
Lineage: Eukaryota; Viridiplantae; Streptophyta; Magnoliopsida; Aquifoliales; Aquifoliaceae
Source: the annotation of a GenBank genome assembly